GGAGGGGGCUGUGGGGAGGAGGCUCCGGGCCCGAGAGGGAGGAGGGAGGGCACGCAGUCCCAGCCCAGAGUUUCAAAACAGCCCGGCGGCCUCCCCUCGCGCCCCAGCCCGUCCGUCUGUCCAGCCGCCAGCGCCCGCACAUCCCUUGCUGGACGUUCAGCGUGACUCCUGGCCUCACCGUGCCCUGGGAAGAUGUUGGUGCUCCUUGCUUUCAUCAUCCUCUUCCACAUCACCUCUGCAGCCUUGCUGUUCAUCGCCACUAUUGACAACGCCUGGUGGGUAGGAGAUGAAUUUUUUGUAGAUCUCUGGAGAAUAUGCCACAACAACACCAAUUGUACAGAAGUUAACGAAAGCCUUAGUGGUUACCCCACGCUGCAGGCCGUCCAGGCCACCAUGAUCCUGUCCACCAUUCUCUGCUGCGUGGCCUUCCUCAUCUUCCUGCUCCAGCUCUUCCGUCUCAAGCAGGGCGAGAGGUUUGUCCUGACCGCCAUCAUCCAGCUAAUGUCCUGUCUGUGUGUCAUGAUUGCGGCGUCCACUUAUACAGACAGGCGGCAGGAAAUUCACAGUAGUGACGGGGGAUAUCCCCAGAGCUCAAAGGGCCAAUAUGGCUACUCCUUCAUCCUGGCAUGGGUGGCCUUUGCCUGCACCUUCGUCAGCGGCAUGAUGUACCUGAUACUGAGGAAGCGCAAAUAGACCUCCGGGAGCCGGGGCAGAUUUGUGCAGUACAGAAUCUACAUUCAGAUAACCAUUUUGUAUAUAAUUGUAUUUUUUUGUGGUUUUUCUAGCAAACAUAUUGUUUCCUUUAAAAGCCAAAAAAAAAAAAAAAGAA
Molecule: messenger RNA, 829 nt
Organism: Nycticebus coucang (slow loris)
Lineage: Eukaryota; Metazoa; Chordata; Mammalia; Primates; Lorisidae
Gene: EMP2
Product: epithelial membrane protein 2
Exons: 5
Coding region: 193-693 (166 amino acids)
Cellular component (GO): plasma membrane
Source: RefSeq, a predicted model, not a curated record